This is a messenger RNA of Trypanosoma rangeli, 426 nucleotides long. Its product is annotated as putative vesicle-associated membrane protein. Bases 1 to 426 code for a protein of 141 amino acids. The record is from RefSeq and is a predicted model, not a curated record. The transcript has a single exon. Gene Ontology annotation, cellular component: membrane. Gene Ontology annotation, biological process: vesicle-mediated transport. Lineage: Eukaryota; Euglenozoa; Kinetoplastea; Trypanosomatida; Trypanosomatidae.
AUGCGCAUGCGAACGGUGUUUGCGUUUCUUGAGGCUGUUGAGCCACUUGUGCGCGGGAACGUGGGCCCACCCGGUACGGAGCUCCGCAACGGCAAGAAGCUCCUGCAGCAGAAGAUGGAUUUCUACAACAACCCUCAGAACGAUAAGAUUACGGCGCUGAAUGACGACAUCAACCAAGUAGUAGACGUCAUGAUGGAUAACAUGGAUAAGGUGCUUGCCCGCGGUGACCGCAUUGACACUUUGCACGAGAAGUCAAACACGCUAGCGGACCAGGCAGAACAAUUUAAGCAGCGUUCGACGCAGUUGAAGCGGAACAUGUGUCUGAAGAACCUCAAAUUGACGCUUAUGAUUGCCGGCGUGGUGGGCAUCGUUAUUCUUAUUAUUGUCAUUAUUGCCUGCAAGCCCAAUUUUUCAAAUUGCAAGUGA